This is a messenger RNA of Homarus americanus (American lobster), 858 nucleotides long. RefSeq lists its product as uncharacterized. Lineage: Eukaryota; Metazoa; Arthropoda; Malacostraca; Decapoda; Nephropidae. The coding region runs from base 148 to 858 and encodes 236 amino acids. The transcript is spliced from 4 exons. The record is from RefSeq and is a predicted model, not a curated record.
UCCGUCACACGUGUUGCUGGAUGCAGGUUCAGUAACUUCUUACGAACAUGACAGCUACCUUUCCUAGAACCUGUCUUGCACUUGCUGUUGUUGCUGUUUCUCUUUUGUUGACUGUUGGUAACACCGAUCAUGGAAUGACGCCUGCUGAUGAAAAAUGUGGAAACCAGAAAUUAUCAGAUGAUGAGGGUUUGGAUCCGCUCGGGUUCCUACAAACCAACGCUCAUUCACCGAUUGAAGGCUUCAUCAACGCCAGUGACAACAAUUGUACCUUUGAGAUAUGUCCCAAGAAAAUAUCUGUCUGUAGUUUGUUCUAAAAAUUAUUUGGUAAAUUGUGACAUAGGGCUUCAGGAUCAUGGGUAUAGCAUUGUUGAGCUACGUUCCCUCGUUCGUGGUAACGAUGAUUUGUCACUCGUGUUAAUUGUAGGCUUCAGGGAAGACGAGGAUACUAAAAUUAAGAGGUCCUUGUGGAUCCAGCUACCUAAACUUGGUCGACCGCUUGAGUUUGUUUGGAAGUUGAAUAUAACACAGGUGACAUUCAGUCAUAGUUUAGCCGCACCCGAACCCGCAGCCGCACAGGUAACCACAGCCAUACCCGGAACUGUCACCAAGACCUUUCUUCAAGGUUCAAACCCACCAUGCUUGUACUCCGAACGCUGGACACCACCCCCAAGUCAAGCGGGGCCUUUCACCGCGUCUGAAAACACUGCUUCACAGGGUCAAAUGGUUAAAGGGCAGUUCAUCGUCAAACCAAAUGAUAUCGAGAUGAGCAAACUGCCAAACGUCGAUCGUGAGCCUUAUGACCGAGACAGCAUAAACAGCAUGUACAACCAGGUGUUCUUCCACAGCGGAAACGUUUAA